CGCGGGCGGGAGCGGCGGCCAUGGCGGCGGUGCUGGCGCGGGGGCUGGUGCGGGGCGCGCUGCGCCCGGGGCAGGCCGUAAGCCCCGUGUUCGCUCAGCUGCAGCGGUGCAGGUCAGCACCCAGCGGGCGGGAUGGGGAGGUGGGCAAGGCGCACCGGGCAGCAGUGGGCAGCGAAGAGGCAGGAGGGCAGCCCACCAUCUUCAGCAARAUCAUUGACCGCACCAUCCCCGCCACCAUCCUCUAUGAAGAUGACAAGUGCCUGGUUUUCCGUGAUGUGGCUCCCCAAGCCCCYGUGCACUUCCUGGUGAUCCCCAAGCGCCCCAUCCCCCGGAUCAGUCGYGUGGGUCCCCAAGACACUGAGCUUCUGGGGCACUUGAUGGUGGUGGCAGCACGCACGGCGCAGGCAGAAGGGCUGGCUGAUGGCUACCGCCUYGUGAUCAACGAUGGGAAGCACGGCGCACAGUCUGUCUACCACCUGCACCUCCAUGUACUGGGGGGGCGGCAGAUGGGCUGGCCUCCUGGCUAACCCCCACUGUCCCCCAAUAAAGCAUCUCCUUGGUGGCAACUUCACUCUSCAUCAGGGUGGCUUU
This is a messenger RNA of Malurus melanocephalus (red-backed fairy wren), 591 nucleotides long. RefSeq names its product histidine triad nucleotide binding protein 2 (gene HINT2). Gene Ontology annotation, cellular component: cytoplasm; mitochondrion. The transcript is spliced from 5 exons. The record is from RefSeq and is a predicted model, not a curated record. Bases 21 to 527 code for a protein of 168 amino acids. NCBI's taxonomy places the organism in Eukaryota, Metazoa, Chordata, Aves, Passeriformes, Maluridae. Gene Ontology annotation, molecular function: hydrolase activity.